This is a messenger RNA of Anarrhichthys ocellatus (wolf-eel), 1887 nucleotides long. RefSeq names its product target of myb1 membrane trafficking protein (gene tom1). The record is from RefSeq and is a predicted model, not a curated record. The coding region runs from base 99 to 1565 and encodes 488 amino acids. Gene Ontology annotation, cellular component: membrane; endosome. Gene Ontology annotation, molecular function: clathrin binding; ubiquitin binding; phosphatidylinositol binding. Gene Ontology annotation, biological process: signal transduction. NCBI's taxonomy places the organism in Eukaryota, Metazoa, Chordata, Actinopteri, Perciformes, Anarhichadidae. The transcript has 16 exons.
AGCAGCAGCAGCAGCAGUCCGCGGGAGCGCGCGGGGCUUGUCGCUGCGUACGGCUCUGACCGGGGAGUUCGGUGCUUCACUGGGCCCUCACCCUCAACAUGGAGUUUUUAAUGGGGAAUCCGUUCAGCACGCCGGUGGGACAGCGAAUCGAGAGUGCGACCGGCUCCAGCCUGCCAUCAGAAGACUGGGCCCUCAACAUGGAGAUCUGCGACAUGAUCAACAGCUCAGAGGACGGACCUAAAGACGCAGUCAGAGCCUUAAAGAAAAGGAUCGUGGGGAACAAGAACUUCAAGGAGGUCAUGCUGGCGCUCACUGUCCUGGAGACGUGCGUGAAGAACUGCGGCUACAAGCUUCACAUCCUGGUGACCACGCGGGAUUUUGUAGAGGGGGUUCUGGUCCGGUCGAUCAUCCCGAAAAACAACCCUCCAUUAGUCCUGCAUGACAGAGUGCUCAGCAUUGUACAGGCAUGGGCUGAUGCGUUCCGUAGCUCGCCUGACCUGACGGGCGUGGUGUCCGUGUACGAAGACCUGCGGAGGAAGGGACUCGAGUUCCCCAUGACGGAGCUGGACGGUUACUCGCCCGCCCAAGCCCCCAAAAAGCCUUCGCCUGGGAACGGGCCCGCUGUCACUACUCUGCCCACCGUGCUCCUCUCUUCCAAAACUCCGCUCAUCCCACCGCUGACUUCCGAGCUAAAACUGGCCCUGGAGGGAAACAAUGCGUUCACUCCCAGCCAGAUAAAACAGCUGAAGAUGGAGCUGGGAGUGGUGCGAAGCAACCUGACUAUGAUGUCAGACAUGAUGAGUCAGCUGGAUCCUGUCACGGUAAAACAAGCAGACAUGGAGCUGCUGGAGCAGUUAUAUACAGUAUGUAAGGAAAUGCAGGACAGGAUUGUUAAGGUGGUCCCCAGACUCAGUGAGGAGAUGCUGAUAGAAGAGUUGCUGGCAGCUAACGAUGAGAUGAACACCGCCUUUACUCGCUACCACAGGUUUGAAAGACGAAUACUAAACGGUCAAAGCACAGCAAAAAAGAGUCACUCAUACGUCAACCUAACAGACUUCGAUUUGACACCUGAGUCCAUCAGCCAUUCAGGGCAUGCAUCCGUUACCAACAACAGCUCACACAGCCUGUCAAAAGCGGACAGUUUCUCCGGUCAGAUGGCAAGACUGAGUACGAGUGAAUCAGACGACACGUUAUCAAAGAAUAUAAAUGUCUCAACUCGACAAAGGCCAAGCGAGCAGAGUGAAGUUGCAGUGGACGGCCUGGCUCAGGCUCAAGACAGCAGACUACUCAGCGCUGUAGCGGAUGACAGCCCAUCCUCCACCCGCAGCUCCUCCCCAAAGUUAGAUUGGAUGAUUAAAAGGGGAAUGAUUCCCAUCAACCAGUCCACUGUAAUGGAUGACAUUGAGCAGUGGUUAGAGCUGGACGAUGAGUAUGAUGACUUUGAAGAUUCAGACGGUGUGACCAGUGAAGAGUUUGACAAGUUUUUGGCAGGAAGAGCAAAAGCAGCUGAGCGUCUCCCGUCGGUGAGAGGUUCCCCGCAGGACACCAACCACUCCGAGUCUUAAGCUACACCUGGAACCUGCCAAACUAACAGUGCUCGUGAAGCUCCAUCGGCUGAGAAAGGGACAUUUCUUCCCUGGUGGACGGGUUGAGCGGCACAUUCGACAUGGGGAAUUACAACCCAUAUCUGAGGAAGAGCGUCGUAUAGCUGUGCACACUGCUCCUCGCUGGGGAGCAAGUGUGUUUUUUAACUGAUAUAAAUAUUGUUUUAUGAAGGGGCAGAGGUUUUUACUUGAUGCUGGUUGUGAGGGUUUGUCCAUGUGUGGAAUGCAAACAUUUGCACAUUUUAUAUGGUUACAUUCCUGCUGUUGAAAGAAAGAGAGGGGG